Molecule: messenger RNA, 843 nt
Organism: Alternaria conjuncta
Lineage: Eukaryota; Fungi; Ascomycota; Dothideomycetes; Pleosporales; Pleosporaceae
Exons: 3
Coding region: 1-843 (280 amino acids)
Molecular function (GO): serine-type endopeptidase activity
Source: RefSeq, a predicted model, not a curated record
AUGAUCUCCUCGGGCUUCACCAACGCGCCCGUCACGCAAUUCCUCGUCUUCGGCACCGUCAUUGGUGCGCUGCUGGCCGCAAUCACGGAUUCGAGAUUCUAUCUGCAUAUUCAGGUUGUGCCGCAUUUGUGGGGGUAUGGGCAGUUUUGGAGGUGUGGGGUUUGGACGCUAAGUUUCACAAACUCAACCGAAGUCCUCUUCGCAGUCUUAACAUUCUACCAACUCCGCGUUGUGGAAAGGAUAUGGGGGAGUAGGAAGUUCGCUUCCUUCCUCCUCUCCACCCUCCCCUACACAACCCUCCUCCCACCCCUCAUCCUAACCUUCAUCCUCCGCCCCCUAACCCUCGGCCGCAUGAACCACCUCCCCGCCGGCCCAACCCCCCUCCUCUUCGCCCUCCUCGCAAACUACUACGCCGCAAUCCCGUCCACCUACCGCUACAAAAUCUCUCCCUGGGCCGCCUCCACCCCCUCAUCCCAACAAUCUUUCUAUCGGCGCUCCAUAACGCUGACUUCGAAAUCCCUAUCUUAUCUCCCUCCUUUACAACUCGCGCUAUCCCAGUUUCCGGGGAGCUUACUAGCGGCGGCGGUGGGGUGGGGGGUUGGAACGGCGUAUAGGCGCGAUGUGCUGCCCGGUGCGGCGAGGUGGAGGGUGCCCGGGUGGGUUGUGGGUGAGGAGAGGAAGGGUGGGUUUGAGGGGUUGAGGGCGAGGCUGGAGGAUGAGAGGGAGAGGGAGGGGGGUGGGGCGGGGCUGGCGACGGGGAUAUUGGCGGAGGGGGCGGGGGAGGCGAGGCAGAGGAGGACGUUGGGGGAUGUGGUUGCUGAGCAGUUUAGGGGGAGGGGGUAG